AUGUAUAUUAACACAACUAAUCUCAAUAGUCUGCUUGCUCAAUCGCCCAAUGCCGAUAGCCCGGGCCUACUUUCUGCUUCUCAUGUCGUUCCUCCACCGCCACCACAAUUUCCUCCCUCUGGACUAUCUCGUCCUGGUUUCAUCGCGAGUUCUGGCCAAUCGUCCCGAACAGGUAUGCUGUUCAACCAGGCUUGCAAUGCAGGGAUGGCAAGUCAGCAAACCCUUAUAGCUGGGCAACAGCAACAACAGCUAUCAUGUUAUCUAGGGACAGGAAGACCAGUGGCUAUGCUGAAGCAGGCACAACAACAACAAAUUCAGCAAGCAGCCCCAUCUUUCUAUGAAACUUUGGACAACAUGAUGGCCGAAUUUGAGGAAAUGGCAAGAGAAGAGGCCAAAGAUCCUAACCAUGCUGCUCGUGUUCGUGCAGCUGUAAACGAGGUAAGUUUGGGUGUACGAUAA
Molecule: messenger RNA, 459 nt
Organism: Protopolystoma xenopodis
Lineage: Eukaryota; Metazoa; Platyhelminthes; Monogenea; Polystomatidea; Polystomatidae
Source: the annotation of a GenBank genome assembly